AACGGUGUCACAAACUCUCCUCUGAUCUUAUUCAUAUCAUCUGCGGUCCUGCUACGGUGCUACUCACUAACAUGAAACGACACUCCUUCGAGCAUCGGAGACUUUCCUUCCAUUUAUAAUCUGUCUCGAUCUCUCCGUGUCUGCUGUGCUCUCCUUCUUUACCACGUUCCACGCUGGACUGCUUCUCGAUCUUCAAGACCCUCCAGCCUUUCCGACUUUGCUGCAGCUGAUAACUGGUCUCAACCCUCCUGUAUCUUCUACUUGGGAAUAAGUGUACAGUCUUGCACAUCUGGCUUCUGCAAUGGCCUUCGUCUCGUAGAAUGCAGAUUUCAGUUCGACGUCGGCGAGCCCCAAUGGCACUUCUCCAGUCAUCAUGCAUGGGGGUUGACAAUAGUGUUGACUUUCGUCACUUUUUUCCAGUUCUACAUUACAGCUAGUGAAGUGGCGUGGCCUGCCACUUCCCGUGCUUUACAAUCAUGGUCCCUCGUCGGAUAACGCUGCGAAGACCGUAUAUCGUCGUCUUCAUGAAAUUCAUCAAAGCCGCCAGCUUCACCGACGUGUGUUCGGAGCUGGGGGAGGGGGUUACAAAUGUGUUCUCGCUUCUGCGACCGCUCGUUUAAUUGGAGUCUCACACGAUGUCGAUCACAUUCUCGGCUGGUUGGACUCUCUAUUGCACCAAUCACCUGGAGGCGACAGGGAAGACGUCAUUGCGCCUGAAGACGAGAAACUCUACGUCAACUUCAAUGCCGGGGUAAUCGCAUGGCACGAGGUAGACAGAGGGCCAUACGAGAGCGCCGCGGCAGCGCUUGUUGCUCCGGCUCAUCACCAACUGCCGUAUCUGAAAAGGUUUGGGCAGCAUGCACUCAAGACUACGCGUGAGUACAAGAAGCUGCCGCCGUCAGAGCACAUGGAGAAUCCGGCACGCUCCCUUCUGGUGGCACCCUUGUUCCUUCCCACAGAAUCUGCCUUCAAACGUCUCUAUAUCCGCCAUCGCCGAGUAAGGUGAUCGUGUCAAGAUCGUUGGGCUGCAAGUAGCUGAAUUCCACAAACGUUGUUGACGGGCAACACGCCUCGACUCUACGACUGGGUCUUCUGGCUGUGAUACCAAAUCGUGUCCAACACUACGGCGGAUCCUGGCCCAAAUCACAUGUGCCUACCCUCAUUGCCGACGGAUUGGAAUGGCUGAAAACGUUGUCUCGGUUCUCUACGUUACGUUCAGGACUCGGCAAAACACAUUGAGCUCCAUCAUGAUGCGGUGCCCAACGCCACAAAAAUGUUUUUUGCCCACAUGUUUGCUACGGCCGAUCCUCACUGGAGGGCAUGAAUCACGCGCUGAUGGCGGUGCUCGUAGAGGUAACGGGGAUCUCGGCCAGAAUGCAUGUGCCCACCUGCAGCCGUGUCUCGACCCCGAAGCCAUUCACAAGAAAGACUAGGGAGCUCCAUGCGAGUCUCUUUCCAUUGGACGAAAUUUUCCGAGCGGUUCGAAUUCUGACUGGAUUCAAGAAUCACACCUGGGUCUUCGACGAAUUCCACCCGUUUUGCCGACGACCGCCUCGAGAGACUGUAUCCGAUUGUGCUGAAGCCCAUGGCAGAGAGCAAAUCCGGGGCCCUGAAUGCGCGCUGGGUGUUGCGCUAUAUGCAGGGAAUGGAGCUACAUAUAAUGAUCAUUCUCGUGAGGUUCACUCUACGAUUCACAUCUUGGUUUCGCAUGUCUACUUUCUAUUUGUCACUUGUAGCACUUCUUUUUGUCAUCUAGCUUUCGCAACUCGCCGUGUUGUUUCAGUUGGCUGUUGCAUAGAACCAACGAAUGCGCUGAUAUUUCUCCGAAAAGCAAGCACCGUCGAAGUUUGUGUGUAAUGUGCAUUUCUCACUAACUCGGGCUGUUCUAGUUCUCUGGCCCAUACAUUGAUCUGUAUGUCUGUCUACCCUACCUACAUAGACAGUCAAAGUAAGUACAUACACAUCCAAAUGGUCCGCACAACAAAAACGUUCAACACAAAGGAAUACAUGGUUAACUGAGAGAAUCUUCACGUCUACGUGGACUGCCAUUUUCGGUCGAGGAGUACGAAUUUUGGGAAGAGCUUGGACGUGACGGUGAGUGGACCGGGCCGUUGCUGCUGGACGACUGCGAGAAUCCAUGCGGGGGAAUCGCCAGCGGGGGAUACGAUCCCGGCCGGAACGUGUCCAACUCGCGUCUCAGGACCUCAAUCUCGUGCGCCAUAUCUUGGUGGCUUUGUUUUAGCUGCGCAACAAAGUCGAUGGCUGCAGGCUAUGAGUGCGACAGACAUCCAGCCAGAGAAAACAACAGACCUUUGCUCAGAAUCUCCCAUUUGCUUGCCUUGAGACCGCGGUCAGCGGGGAGCUGUUCCCGCAACUCGUCGAACAACUCCUUCAUCUCCUUGCGUCUUUUCCGUUCGGCCAACUUAUGCGAGACGCGAAGUUCAGGAGACCGCGAGUACGGUGCUGUCCCGAUUUCCUUAGGUCCCAAUUUAGCCGUUGUUGGAGGACUGGAAUCGUCCGGCGAACCAUGGCUAGAAGCUUCCGCAUUGGUUUCUGGCGUGGCGAACGGGAGCGCUGAUGUUUGACCGACGGUCCACUCAAUGAGUCCGUGAUGGACAUUCGCCGGUCGGGAGGGAAAUUUAUGGGAGGGACCACGAUAAUCCCAGAUUCUUUGCUCUUAGAAGCUGCAGGCAGACUGCCAUCUGUCUCGUUGUAGAAUCCACCCGGUGAAUCAGAAGGACGGGAAGGCCAAGAAAACGAGGCUAUGCUGGGCGGUGGACGUCCGUGCGGCGACUCAUUCUCGGAAAAACGCGAGCUAUAGCCGCCGACACUGGAUACGCUCGAGAACAUCGACGAGGUGGAGCUUCGCCUGUCAUUUGGCGACCGCCACUGAGAGCCACGCGCGUCCAGUGAGUCACGUCGAUCAUUGAGGCUUAGUUGGGCGAUACGCUGUGUGUCGAUGGCCGAGCCACGGCGCUUAGGCGCCGGUGCCUCGGAAUCGACGUCCAUUCCGCCCGAUGCUCCAGCUCCUCCAUGCUGGACAUCGCCUUCCUCGCCCACUGCGGGAAAGGCGGAAGGAUCGGCAGACAUUUUGCGUUUGAGUCCCUGGGGUGCGCCCAGGCGAGACGGCGACCGCGUGUGCGUGUCUUGUCCGACGGCAAUGGAAUGCCGUCUCAUGGUGUAGUCGAAGGGUGUGUGGGAUUCGUGAGACAUGAGCUUCGCUCGGGCGGGAUGGGGUGCAGUCGGUGGAUGCUGCUCAAUGGCGUCGACGUUCAUGGCGUCUGAGGUGUCAUUCUUCGGUGUUCCUGGGACGCGCUCAACCUCCCACAGCACACGUGGGCUAGAUAAACUCUCACCUGAGCCACGGAAACUCCCAGCACUCGAAAGCACAGUAUCCCGAGAAUUGGGGGAGGGAGAUCGUAAGAGCUUCCGAAGAUGGGAUCCAUCCCCAUGGCCGGCCGAUCCAAAGACGUACGGUGAAGCGGGUCGGGGUUCUGAGGGAUUGUUUUUGUCCUGGCGAAAGAACUGGGAGUUGAUGCUCUGGCGGGGUGUAGCGUGCAGGAACGGGUCUGUUAUAGAUCCGCGACGCUGAUUCUGGAGAAACUCGAGGGGAGCCAGGCUGGCCUCGUCCGAUCCCUGGCUCACAGGGGGUCGCAGUGGUGCGACUGAGGAAUGCCUUGAGGAGGGUUUAUUGGCCAGGCCGUGGUGUGACUGCUUGAGGGAGCCCGUGGCCAUGGAUAAAGGUUGAACGGGACGUUCCCGGCGGCGUCCAAUGAAGUAGUGGGAACAGAAGCGAGAAUGACGGCAGUUGGACAGCAAGAAGAUCUAUGCAACACGAGAGAUCUCAGAAUCCCGCGUACACAGGGAAACUAACGUUGGUAACUCUACUAACACGAUACAACGCCAAAAUCAAAAUCAAGACACGUGUAAGAGCCCAAAUAGGAUUGAUUAAUUGCAAGCUUCGAGCGCUGUCGCAUGCAGCAGAUGCCGCUGCGGCUCAUCGAGCUCCAAGUUGCGAUAAAAUCGUCGUGUACUGUUUCGCGUGCCUCUCCCGACGACGGGGAGACUGGCCUGGGCCUCGGCCUGCAUGUCCUCCCCGGCAACGAUGUGUCGGGCCCAGGGUAUGUAAUCCAAGUGGACCGUAGGGCGGGCCAUGACUCCAAUUGCCAACGUCUUGUCAUUCGCCCAGUCACGGACCAGCCGCAGAUAAUCGGAGCACGGCGACGGGUCCGCAGCCCACCCAAUUCCAUGUGUCACAUCCAGAAGAGUAUCCCUGAUCCGUUCAUCCCAGUUGUAAGACCCGAAACCAUCCGAUAGCGCAUCUACAAGCAGUGAAUGACCUGUCUCUUCAUCCCCAGAUGACUGUAAUUCGGCCGAGGCCAGCGCCUGAGCCAUACUUUCAGUUCUGCAUUCUCAGGACUGAUAGGCUGACCCACCGUUGGACACUGUGCAUCACGUCGCGUGUUGUAAGCAUCCACGAAUGACAGAAGAUCGACGGCAUGCUGGACAGAAGAUCGGGUCCCACUGCCCCGCCCAUGUCGAGAAAAAGGGAAAACUUGACAUUGCAUCUGAAGCUGGUGGAUUGCAUGUCGAAGAUCCAGUCCGCCUUCAAUGUAGAAUUUUAUGAGCCAGUCUCGUUGCAAGACGACGCCCUGGGCACAGCAUAGUGCUUGCAGAUAGCUGCCGGCAACAUCUGGAGGACACGGGUGGAAUUCGAGAAUUCUUUGUAACGGAAAGACACGACUCACCAUUACAUGUACAGACCACUGGUCUGCGGGAUUCCCUGAUGAGCCGCACCACGCAGGAUGAGUGAUUGGCGCGGAGUAUUUUGUCCCAGGCCUGCGGCAUCAGGAUCGCCGGUACGAGUCUCGUGGUCUGCUCGACGAACAAGGUGGUUCUUGCCAACGUCCCCGAUCAGGGCCUCGAGACUAGCACCGUUCCUUUUCCCGAUACCCGGAUACACCUCGAAGACGUCCCAUCCUAGUUCAUCCGCGCAUGCGAACACGGCAGCGGUUUUGCCGCAGCCAGGUGGUCCCGUAAUCAGUAUGGUGUUGCCCAUGAGAUCACUCUUGGAACCAGCGCCGAACACUGCAUCGGACGUGGGGAUGAAGUCAUCGUCGUCUGCCCCUGCUGGCUCAGGUUCCCAGGCGUAGUCGCUAGCAUCGCUAACAACGAAGCCAUUAUCGUCCGGAGUCAAUCUUCGCUUUUUGCGAGGCCGGGAGACAGUUCGGAUGAUUUGUGGACGUUUAGCGCGUGGACCGUCUUCUUUUUUCUGGUGUUCCGACCGGACUUCGAGUGCUUGCAGCCAAUUUCUCAGAUACCUGGCCUCGUCCUCGUUGCCCAAUACAUCGUCAGCGACCAGUGGCCGCCAGACGUCACUCCACAGCCGGUCUGCCCCAGCGAGACCCUCACGGUAACCGCAGGUUCGUUGGAUAACAGGAUGCUCGGUUUGGUGGACAGAUGGAAUGCUUUCUAGAAUUUUCUUCUCCGAGAAUGCAAUAUCUGUUUCCGAAGGUGGAGGCGUAUGCCAUUCACGGUCGUCAACCUCUCUCGAAAGAGAAAUCGGCGUUAUCGGGUAGGGAUCACAGAUUUUCGGCGUCCCGCGCAGAUCUGCUGCAGUGGUAACGAAGUGAGACUGAUGUCCUCUCACAUGCUGGUUUUCUUUGUUGGGGGCUGGUGUGAUCAUUUCGGCCUUUGCAAGGAAUGGUCGACGAUGAGAAUCGGUCGUUGAUUUCCGGAGAGACCCUGAGCUCGGUUUGGUCGGAGCCAAAGCAGGCAACGCCUCCGAAGCCGUUGCAGUUUUCCGUCGAGGAGCGAAGAUGUCAUGAUUUGGCCUUGACACCCUCAAAGGAUCAGGCGUCGUGAGAUCUAUGAUAAAAGAGUCGGUUCUGAUGCUUUCGCUGACACGCGUUCUAGGAGGCGUGGAUGCUGCAGAGGCAGUAUGUCUGGUUUCUGCAGGUAGGGAGGGGAUUUCUUGCUCUUCUGUGUCUGUAACAUCGAGUAUUUCGAUGGGACUGGACGACUCGGGAGGAACUAGGUCGACAACAUUGGCAGUCUCGAUGGCGGACAAUUCAACUUGGAGAAUGGUAGAACCACAGAGGAGGUAAGGUAGAGCAUGAACGCACUUCGACCUCUGGUCUCUUGUCUCGAAUCUGGUACAGCGCGUUGAGCCUCAUCUUUCGAGCUUCCGUCGUGUUCGACACAUGGCAUUGUUUGAAAUACGGAGGACGCAGGACGUUUAAUAAAGUGGUCUAAUAAGGAUUGCUGACUUGGUUUAGCAUUUGACGCGUAAAGCACAUCCACACGGGGGCGCGACUUCUGACCUGCUUGCUUUGCUUGGGAUUUAUUCCUGCUUUCUUUCUGGGAGGCAUAGUGGGCGAGGAGGUUUCUCGCCACUGUGAAACACUUUGAUAGGAUCCCAAGUCGUAGAUUCCCGAGGCAGCGCACUAUAGGACAGGCAGGGAAGAGGUCAAUUCGACCAGUGGUCGUGACAAUGACAGACGCACCAAGUAUCACGUGCUGAUGUCGGCACGCAGCCGUGAUCCACUGGGAAUUGCCAAGAGUCGCUAGUCUCGAGUAGUCUCGAGUCCGGACAUCCUGAACGUUACCUCUUCACCAGAGUGACGAUCUGAGCGAUCUGUGUCUUUCUCUCCCUCAAUCAAACAAGGGAGGGCCAUCCGAUGCAGAUAUCGACGACUUGGUCUUCCUCGAGAAAAGCCGAGUCCUUCUGACCCGCUUGCACCGCGUCUUUUAUACCUCUCACGUACAAAUCAGCUGCGGAGGAAUCUACGCCGAAUCUCCAAAUGCAUCCAUCGACUCGAAUCCCUAUUCUCACACGUCCGGAAAUAGAUGGCAGAACCUCACCCUGUCGAUUGGACUCAAGUCUCGGGUUCAUGGGCUCUGUAUAGAUUUCUCGUCACUUCGGCUGCCUCGCUAGCUAGCGACAUGACGACGAGCCCUGGGCAGUGCUUUGUCCUCGGUCGCGCACGGCGAGGUCCGACAAGUGAUGUGCUGGCAGGAGCUGGAACAGGCAUACAUCCACCCCUUGAUCGCACUGCAUUCCAUCUGCUUUGGCAUCAGGAAUCAGUCAUCAGGUGCGCAGACGAUUGCAGUCUGAUGAGCAGAAGGUAGCGAGCAGUCGGGACGAGAAGCCAGCUUUGGUCUUCUUCUCCUGCGCUGUGAUUCGAUCUGAUUUGAGGCUGGAAGUCGGGAGUCGGGAGACGACGUACGCUGCCCGGCGCAGACAGCUGCUGAUGACUGCUCCUGGACAGAUAUCUCUGUCGACAAGCUGUUUCAAGGACCGAUCUGUUUACCGUCUCGGUCGGACAGCGGGGUCGUGCGGGUGCACUCGAUGGACUUGGAUGCCGCCAAUUGUCCUCAGAGGCCGCCAUGUCCCGAGUACGGGUGUCAGAUAUGCUUUCAAUUACCUCCAUAAAUUGAAACAUCUGGGAGUAAUUAGACGUUGCAUCCCCUGUAUACCACGCUGGGCGAGCUAGAAAUCGAUUUUCCGAGGUUUUUAAUGAACGGGAACAAACUGACAUAUGCAAUGGUUGUACCGUUUUGGAAAUGCCAUCGUGGGAGGAGUACAUAAAGGCCGUUGCCAUAGAAAAAGCCCCAUCUUUCGGAUUCCAAGCCAUCGCUGUCACUUGCGGCAGCAAUAAGUAGCGCCCUGCGAGUGUAUAGUCGCUCGUGCUGGUCCCCAUCGCUGCCGUCUACAUUAUCCUGUCUUUAUUUCCCGUGGCCGGCCCACUUUCGCUCCUCUUUUCUUCACCAUGAUGGCUCUGCAAAUGUCCAACAACAUGGCGCUCGACUUCUUACCCUCCCACUCUCGGUCAAAUUCGGUUAGCUCGUCGUCCACCCACUCGUCCAACUCGCGUCCCCAGUCCUCCAGUGGACUUCACAUGUCGGGAAUGGGGCCAACUCAGGAGGAUCUGUAUCGGGUGUCGUAUCAGCUUGGUCAUCCUAGUGGCGGUCUCGGUGAUCACCUCGCGCAGUCGCCUCCGAACCACAAUAUCACUAAUCCCGCCCUCAAAAAUCAUCUUCGACCCAGCCACAUACGCGCGCGCGCUGCCGCGUCCCCCUAUCCUCGCGAUACCGACUCGGUGCAUUCAUCCUCCAGUGAGACGGACGACCUUUCCAUGUAUCUCGGAAACCACUCCGCUGCCACGGAGUAUCACCCCAUGUACGCUGCCCCGCAGUCCAUCACGCCCAAUCAUCAGGAAACAAUGCACACGGCCGGUGCCUUUGGCCGUAUGACCAUCUCCCCGGAUCAUGCACUAGAAAAGCUAGCCGCGAAUGUUCGUGCGGCAACAACGACUAGUGCUUCGGAUAGGGCAAAACAGAUCUUCGUUCAAGCAUGGUUAACAGCCAACUAUGCUCCCUAUCCGGACGGCAAUGUACCUCGACAAGGCCUGUACUUUUCGUAUCGACGUGUAUGUGACCAGUAUGGGAUCCCGCAUAUCAAUACGGCGACAUUGGGAAAGGCCAUCAGGCUGUGUUUUCCCACUAUCAAAACACGGCGGCUCGGAGUGCGAGGCAACAGCAAAUACCAUUAUUGUGGGAUCCGGCCUGCGACGUCGGCGGAAGCAGAAUGGCUUCAGGACUAUAUUCACAAGUCCAACAACAAUGCUGCUCAGGCCUCGGUCAACGCUGUGCGGCCUAACGACCAGUCGGAGGGUGGGGCGAGUCGGGCCGAAGAUCGCUCGGACGAAGACGAUGACGAAGAUUCGGAAGGUAUCAGCUCAGCCGUCGGCUCGAAGCGCAACUCAUUGUCAUUGGGCCCUGAUGUUAAAGGAGCCGUCUUCGCUCAAGAUCUUAGUGACAAGACGCCGACAGCCGCGACGUUAUUGUCUCAGGCCCAAGCCGCCCAGCGCCCGGGAACGUUUCCGCAUCAGGCCUCGAUCCGCAGGCAUCCCACGCAGGAUGGGCCGCUUGGGGUGCAAUCCCACUCACCUCCGGCAGGCAAUAUGGUGCCGUACAUGGGGACGCAGCAGCCCGCAUCGGUCCGCCAAUUACCUCAUUUCCCAUCGAUCGAAGAGGCGGUUGGUGUGAAUCCGACUACUCCACACGGGAUUGCCGCACGCGACGUCUGGGGCUGGUUUCAGGACCAUCUUGAUCUGCUGUUGGAGAGUGUGCGGUCAUACCGCUUCGAUCAAUUCGAGAUGCAUCUGCGGACGUUUUGGUCCAAUUUGGGCGGGAAUCACCGCGAAGUCGUGCACGCCCCGGCAAUUGCAGGUUUGAUGGCCAAGGCGGAUGCGAUUGUAUACGAUGAAAUUCUCGAGUUUCUUCGCUCGCAGAUGUUGUCUCCGAUCACACCAGCAGCUCUCGCCAAUCUUCGCCAGCUUGCCAACAAAAUGGAAAAGAUCCUACUGGUGGCGCUCGAAAACUACGGGAACACAUUCGUCGAGCCCAAAGUAGAAUUGGGAGCUCGCUUUGGACAUCUUGUCCUGCGUUUCCUGGAUAUCUACCAGGUCACUCAAGCUCUGACGACCGUGCUGACGAACCAGAAGCAGCUGGGUGAGAUGCGGCGCUCGUGGCAGAAAGUGGACUUUGAGUCUGUGCGCAACCAGUCUGCAUUGGUGUGCAAUUGCCGUCACGAGGAGCUGGUGCAACUUCUGGAGGUCGAGUUUGUAUCGUUGUUGGACGGAUUGGCGAAGAGCACCGAGCCUGUGCGAGAGGUGAUGUCGUGGGCAGACAAGUGCUGUGAACGUUUGAUGGGCAGCAGCCGGGCUACUCAUGGUGGGCCAGAGGAGCGGAGCACGAUGAGCUCGCGCAGCGUGCUUAUUCGUUGGGGAUAUGUCACAAGUCAGGUGAUGAGAGACCUCACCAUUCGCAGCGACCCGGCUUUCGGGGCAUUUCAGAUCAUGAAGCUGUUUCUCGACGACUGGAUUGCAGUAAACGUGUUGAGAAGUGUUGCGUUGUCGACAAACUCAGUUGCUGCGUCUGUCGAACCAGUGAUGCAGCAACAGUUCUUUACCCUGUCCCCGAUGGCCGGGCAGGAGACAUUUGGCUCGUUGGAAGUGCGGCCCUCGCAUAUGAUGGCCCACACGCCAACUACAUCGAGCAUGCUCGCAGCCCUGCAGAACGAUCCAUUCCCUCAAGGAUCUCUUGAUCCUAGUUCGACAGGAUUCAGCUCAGAUUAUGGGGCCCUGUCUUAUAUGGACACAUCCCCGACACAGGACGAUUCGUUGCCGGCAGUGCACAACUCGUCCAUGUCGUUCGGGGAUUUCUCGAAUCCCGCCAAUUCUUUUGAUGUGUCUGGAUUCUCGUCGGAGCUGGCCCUGCAUUCCUCGACACCAGGCAGCGAGUCCGAAAACGAUGUAGAGCCUGUCAAGGCUGAGCCACAACCGACUGCUUAAAGUUUGAUCUUGCUGUCCGCUGUUCUUGUUUUCUGUCGAUAUUUGAUCUGUACUAUUCUUUAUCCCACAAGCUCCUACGCUCCUUAAUACUGUACAGGGAUCCCUGCGCGGAUUUGUUAUCAAUAUAUAUGGGACUUUUACUUCGGCAGAUAAUAUUAAGACUCCGUGCUAUGUAACAACCUAUCAAGACUCGACCGCGUCAGCGACCUGCUCGCUCGACACUUCAGGCGUCGCUGGAGAUGCAUCGCCAUUCGCCUUGUCCUCCUCUGCCGAAGCCUCCUUCGCAGCGAGACUCUUGAUCUCCUUCUCUGCUUUGGCGAUGUUCUCGGCGGUGACCCGGCUCUGGUUCGCUGCGAACCACUCCUUCUUGGUCUUCAAGUCCUCAAUUACGCGGGGAAGAUCAACGUUGGACGCAGGCGCCGGGAUUGACAGCGACAGCAGAGCAGACAGUGUCGCAAGCGGGAUGUUCAGAGCGCUUGAUGACGAAGCAGGCGUCUCUACUUCCUUGGCCGGAGCCUUCUUGCCUUUGCCCUUGCCUUUGGCGACAAAAUAGGACUGCUCCUCCUCACCCUUCUUCUUCCGCACAACAAGACCGUCGGUGGCGGCUUCGACUUUACGGAGUUCCAAUUUCGGCACACCGGCAACGUCCGUCUUCGCAACAAGCGGCGGAGCGGUUUUAAGCACCACUGCGCCAGUGGUUUUGCCCGAGAAGAAAUCAAUCAGGGUUUGGCAGUCCUCGAUCUCAGCCUGGAAAGCAGGGUGCUCGGCCUCCUCGCGGAUCCUCUCGGCCCGUUCCUGCUUCUUGGCAAGCUCCUCGGCAGCACGCUGGGCCCGUGCCCGCUCGGCCCUCCUGGCCCUGUCCUCGUUGACCUUGGUCCAGUAGUGGUCGUUACGCUCACGGAAACGCGCGGACGACUCCCGUUUCUCGUCCCAGAGGGUGUUGAUUUCCGCCUGCAGCUUGUCUCGCUCCUCGAAAAGCUUGGCCCGACCAGCAUACAGCUCGUCACCCUCUUUCUUCAGCUCAUCGAGUUCGGCUUUGAUCGCGUCAUAACGCUCGGAUGCAGCCUUGGCAACAGGGUCAUCGAGCUGCUUGCGCAAUUCAUCAAGGGUGGCCCGGUCCUUGUCGAUGGCUUCUUGCUCGGUCUGGAAUGCCUCCACGUUGCGCCGGUUGCGCUUCUGCACAGUGAUCUCGGCGAGGGCUCGUUUUUCCUCGGCAAGUUUCAUACUACCGCUCUCG
This is a messenger RNA of Mycena citricolor, 11595 nucleotides long. The record is from the annotation of a GenBank genome assembly. Lineage: Eukaryota; Fungi; Basidiomycota; Agaricomycetes; Agaricales; Mycenaceae.